Molecule: messenger RNA, 966 nt
Organism: Aspergillus calidoustus
Lineage: Eukaryota; Fungi; Ascomycota; Eurotiomycetes; Eurotiales; Aspergillaceae
Source: the annotation of a GenBank genome assembly
AUGACCGACUACUCCCAUCUAAGCCUGGACCUGGUCUCUGAGCAUGACCCCGACCUCCCACAUGGCGAAGACGAUCAUGAUCCAAUCAGUCGUAACGUCCAUCUCGGAAACACCCUCUCCCUUAUGAAAGCUGUCGUUGAACUCAAGUUUCUCCAGACUACGACAGCCAUCCUGCGAAUAGGCAGAUCCAACUCAGGACCAAACCCAAAUCUUCGCCGUGCUAUCGGCCGCAGAGAGCAGCGCAUUGCAUACAUCGUUAAUGCCAUGACCAAGGACGAAUUUGAGAAAAUUUCAGAGAGUCUUACGCCGCGAGCUCUCGGCCAGUCGAAUCUCAGCCCGUCUGAAAUAUUAGAGGCGCACACACCUACGAAACAGAUCUCACAGGGCGACGAGAGAUAUUUACGUGUCUCGCCCAGCUCUUCUACGGCCAGGCCGAAGCAUGGCGGUCUGUUUGGUCAAGACACAGGCGCAACGGCGGUAGUAGAUGGGAAUGUGGACAAUAGGAUGGGUUGUGGAACCGGCGCCGAAAAUGGGAAAGAGUCCCCCGAGCUCUCUUCACCCCACCCAGCGCGCGUUAGCGACUCGAUCUACUCAUCGAUAGGAAGGAGUCUCUCCGUGAGUAAUGUUCAAUCGGUCUCAUCGGGUCCCCGACAGUGCAAGGUGGUUCCGGCUGCUCAGUAUAAAAAGAUCGUCUCAGAGAAGGAACCGCAGUUCAGCUUCGUCAGCCAGCCCUGGUCGAUUGACUCCUUGGUCGCAGAGAGUUCUCGCAUUGAUCGCUCAGCGCUCGAGAUCAGCGAACAUCCCAACGAACAUAUCAAUGAGCAUCGCCAUCUGAAAUCCGCCGAUAGUUUUCCAGGCGAGUUCCCGAUUAGUGAAGGACUGGAGUAUAGUUCCCUGGCAACGGCAAAACAUCACUCACGCAUUCCUUCAGUGAGGACCUCGGUGCGACCAUUUUCUGACCUGUAA